Messenger RNA from Diospyros lotus (date-plum), 2144 nucleotides. RefSeq lists its product as uncharacterized. The transcript is spliced from 9 exons. The record is from RefSeq and is a predicted model, not a curated record. The coding region runs from base 143 to 943 and encodes 266 amino acids. Lineage: Eukaryota; Viridiplantae; Streptophyta; Magnoliopsida; Ericales; Ebenaceae.
ACACGAACAAAAGCCGCGAAGAAGACGACGAGAGCUCUUGUCUGUCUUUGUAUUUUGUAUGGAACGGUGCAUAUUUCAAAGGGAAAGGGAAGGGUCGAUCGAAUUCAAAGCAACUGCUUCGUAGAGCAAAUUCACGGCAGCGAUGAGCGUCGAGAGAACUCACGGCAGCUGCGUCGCAAUCGGCACACUUCCUCCGUCGUCCAGAUGCUCUCACUCUUCUGCUUCUCCCCAUGAUGCAACUUGUGGGACACCGACUCGGAUGGGAAGAAGCCUCACUUGUGUUUGCUUCAAGCUCAAGGGAAGUUAUGAACGGAUUUGCAUCAAUUUGACACCUAUGCAGGAAGAGAAACUAAGAAGGCUGAAGCAUCGGACAAAGGUUACCUUUGAUGCUUCUAGAGUAGAUCAUCAGGCUGCUCUGAAAGCUCUAUGGUCUGCCACAUACCCUGGUAGGGAACUCCAUAGUUUAGUUUCUGAUCAAUGGAAAGAAAUGGGUUGGCAGGGCAGGGAUCCAUCAACUGAUUUCAGAGGAGCUGGAUUCAUUUCUUUGGAGAACUUACUGUUUUUUGCCAAAACAUUUCCGACAUCUUUCCAGCAUCUAUUGAAAAAGCAAGGAGGGCAGCGUUCUGCAUGGGAAUAUCCAUUUGCUGUGGCUGGUGUAAAUAUCACAUUCAUGAUCAUGCAAAUGCUUGAUCUAGAUGCCACAAAACCCAGAACGUUUGUUAGAGCAGUUUUCUUGCAGAUGUUAUCAGAAAAUGAGUGGGCAUUUGACUUGCUCUAUUGUGUGGCUUUCGUGGUCAUGGACAAGCAAUGGCUGGAGAGAAAUGCCACAUACAUGGAGUUCAAUGAUGUUUUGAAAUCCACUCGGGGUCAGCUUGAGAAGGAACUUCUAAUGGAUGAUGUCUUGAGGAUUGAAGAUAUGCCCUCUUAUAGCCUGCUCUGCUGAAUUGUAGCCACGAUAUUUGAAACAGUUUAGGCGGGGAGUCUCAGAUUUGGAUCGAUUUUUUUUUUUUUAACUUAUUUAGAGAGCCAAGCUGAAACAUCUCUUGCCACCAGUGGAAGCACCCAAUUUAUUUAUUCUUUCCAUUACUAAACCUCUGGAUGCCGAUCUCCACAACGGUUUUGAAUCUGUUAACAAGCACGCAUUGGGUGCAUGAUAGGUAAAUACGAGGUGAUUUGAAAGUUAAAUCUUGUGUCUUCCUCUCUGUAUAUGAGAAACUUAGGAGGACGAAGAGUCUUCUUUGCUUUUUUAUGGGUUUUUUUUUUUUUUUGGACUCAAGUUUGAAAGUAGUUUGUAAUUUUGAUCUCAAGGAAUAAAGCCGAGGUCUCAUUUGGAUCCGCGAAUUCAGAUCUGUUUACUGGACUGAUGAGUUGUUCCACUGAAAAUGGACAAAUAUUUGUGGAUAAGUGACUGUAGGGCAAUUACUUACUGUUCAUGGAAUUUCUUUGGUCUCUCUGAUUGGACAGGAUUGCAGAGAGGACGAGAUCGUGGUAACAAAAUUAGGAAGUCAAUGGGUUUUGUUAAUUUUUUUUUUUUUAGUAAAUUUUAAUCUUUAAUAUGUGACAUUUAUUUAGAUCAACUAAAGUUAAAAGUUGUUCCAUCACUUACCAUUUCACUGAGUUUGACUAGGCGUAAAAUAUAAUACACAAUUGAAAGAGUAAGUAAGAAUCAACAUUAGGCCUUUGGGACUCAUUCAAGAAUAACUAUCUUUAAGGCAAGGCAGGAAAUUCUAAAAAAAAAAAAAGAAAGAAAGGAAGAAAAAGAAAGAAAGAAAAAAAUGUGCCCGGGAAUCUUUGGUUGUAGGGUAGUUGUUGAUAGAAAGAGGGAGCAGGACAGGGCGGGGUGGCAAUGUGAACCACCAGCUUCUGAUUAUUCCAGGUAGGCAAGCGAAACUAGAGGUGUAAGGCUAGACAAUCAGAUUCUGCAUGCCACGUGGUAACUAAGCGGCCAAUAGACAUCAACGCACCUCUAUCCUUCAAGAUAAGCCUCCUCUCCUCUCUCUCGUAUCCUUACUUAUCUCUCACAACACACGCCAAUCAAACCCACUUCCACUCAUCAACCCAAAUCCCCCCAAAAAAUCUCUAAAAUGGCGUCCUCUGUCUGCGCCUCUUCAGCCGUUGCUGCUGUUGGUCUCUCUUCCCCAAGC